UUGUCAUAUGACUAUCGAGGUCCAUACAACUUUGGACAAUCCGGAUAUAGCAGAGAAAAUCGAUGAGUUGGACAUGCGACUCAAUACUUGACGUGCACUUUAUGACAUGUCAAAGAUCCUGAUAAAAACUAGGUAAGAACGAACCUCUCUGAUGCGCACUGGUGAAAGUGAAUGUUACAGAUGGGGAUUAAAAUGACAGCACUAGCUAAUGGACUAAAGGAGCCUAACGUUACUCCGUAUGUGUAAUGUAAUGGAACUGAGAGUCAUGAUCCGGGGCUAGUAGGCUACAGCACCUGUCAGCAUGUUGUUGUUAUUCUCUACAGAUAGAAUGACCAUGACAUUGUCAACAGCACUCAUUCUUCUCGCUUUGUUCAUUGGAGUAGCAACACUAUCCAGAGGCAGUGAUGAGUGUGUGGCCCGUAACUUUGGCCAUGGCUCGGUGGUGUGUGAGUGUAACUCCACCCGCUGUGACAGCAUUGGGUCGGACACACUACCUCCACUGGGUCAGUUCCUGUCCUUCACCAGCAGUAAGGCCGGCAGCAGGCUGCAGAGAGGACAGGGACAGGUACAGAAGAACAGCACUGGAGCAGUUCUCAGGCUGACUGUGGUUCCCUACCAGAAGUACCAGAGGAUUAGAGGGUUUGGAGGAGCCAUGACAGACUCAGCUGCCAUCAACAUCCUGUCUCUCUCCCCAGGAACACAGGACCAGCUACUACGACAGUACUUCUCUGCUCAGGGUGAGAGGUCAGGGUUAGGGGGUAUUGGGUACAGGGUGGUGCGGGUGCCCAUGGCCAGCUGUGACUUCUCAACCCGUCUGUACACCUACGCCGACUCACCUGGAGACUACAACCUGGACAACUUUACCUUAGCACCAGAGGACACUAACAUGAAGAUCCCCCUGCUGCAGCGAGCCCAGACCCUGUCGCCCCGCCCACUGUCUCUGCUGGCCAGUGCCUGGAGCGCCCCCGCAUGGUUGAAGACCAACGGUGCUCUUACUGGCAAGGGCUCUCUGAAGGGCCAGCCUGGGGGCAAGGAGCACAAGACCUGGGCUAAAUACUAUGUCAGGUUCCUGGAGGAGUAUGCCAAAUACAACCUGUCGUUCUGGGCCAUGACCACAGGCAACGAACCCUCUGCUGGACGGAUGAUCAACUACAGUUUCCAGGCUCUGGGCUUCACAGCAGAGGAGCAGAGGGAUUGGGUGGGCCUGGACCUUGGCCCCGCCCUGCACACGUCCACACACCCCCACACACACCUCCUCAUCCUGGACGACAACAGACUGCUACUGCCACACUGGGCUAAAGUGGUCCUCAGUGAUGUGCGUGCUGGCAGGUAUAUCCAUGGUGUUGGAGUCCACUGGUACCUGGACACCCUGGUGCCUGCAGAGCUCUCCCUGGGCACUACCCACCACCUGUACCCAGAGUACUACCUGUUUGGCACGGAGGCCUGCGCUGGCUGGAGCCCCACAGACAGAGGGGUCCGGCUGGGCAGCUGGGAGAGGGCUGAGCAGUACGCACACAGCAUCAUACAGGACCUGAACCACUAUGUGGUGGGCUGGACAGACUGGAACCUGGCUCUGGACCAAGGAGGAGGGCCCAACUGGGUGAAGAACUUUGUGGACAGCCCCAUUAUCGUGGACCACAGCCGAGACAUCUUCUACAAACAGCCCACCUUCUAUAGCAUGGCCCACUUCAGUAAGUUCCUGUGGGAGGGGUCUCAGAGAGUGGGCGUGUCCUUCAGUCAGGAAACAAAACUGGAAAGCUCCGUCUUCAUCAGGCCAGAUGGAUCAGUGGUGCUUACCAUGCUCAACAGGUCGUCGUCAGAGGUCCAGUUUGAGGUGUGGGAUCCUGCAGUGGGUUUCAUCUCCUCCAGUGCUCCGGCCCACUCCCUGCUCACAGUUGCUUGGAACACACGCUGAUCACACUUGCUUGGAACACACAUAUACAGACAAACACACACUCUGACCACACUGGAAUGGAACACACACUGAUCACACACCAUUACUGCCAGGUCCAAAGCAUUGUCAAAGUCGGCAUUACCCCUGUGCUGCACUUGCUAGUUCCAAAAUGGCCAACGAUCAAGCAUUAUCAGUCUUGUUUCUCAUCUGUCUGCAACAUUAUCCCUCACUACCUAUCACCUACAUUAUCCCUCACUACCCAUCACCUACCAGGUCUGCUACAUUUCCAACACUACACACUCGACUCCCACCACCAUCCAAAGCCCUAUGUGCUGCCUCCUCAUACUGUUCCUGACUGUAUACAGCAUAUCUAAUAGAGAACCCUGCAGCAUUGUGCUCUCUGUCAUUUCUUUGAUCAGAGCUUAAAAUGUGUGUGUGGUUUAGCCAAUACAGCCAAAUAUGUUGUGUUCCUAUUAUGCCGUGACUAUCUGCACUGAUCUUUAUCACUCUGGGAAAAGCUCUCAAAUGAUGUGUGAAUAUAGCAUGUGAUCAAACCAGGGCCAGGUGCACCGCUAUGAUCAGACACCGCUGCUGCUUGAGAAGGUCUGACCAUUACACCUCUCUGCUAACAACUGUUUCUAAACUAAAAUCGGGUUAAUAGCGGUGUUAACAUUAUCGCGUUAACACGGUUUAUAAAGAGAUAAUGAUGUAAAGUAAUAAUGUACAGAAUGUAUUAAUGCAGUUUAAACUAUUUGCCUUUUAAUUUUGAAUAAAUGAUUUGGUUCUGA
This is a messenger RNA of Coregonus clupeaformis (lake whitefish), 2682 nucleotides long. Its product is annotated as lysosomal acid glucosylceramidase. The transcript has 11 exons. Gene Ontology annotation, molecular function: glucosylceramidase activity. Gene Ontology annotation, biological process: glucosylceramide catabolic process. Lineage: Eukaryota; Metazoa; Chordata; Actinopteri; Salmoniformes; Salmonidae. The record is from RefSeq and is a predicted model, not a curated record. The coding region runs from base 302 to 1915 and encodes 537 amino acids.